Messenger RNA from Misgurnus anguillicaudatus (oriental weatherfish), 1672 nucleotides. RefSeq names its product sterol-C5-desaturase (gene sc5d). Gene Ontology annotation, molecular function: oxidoreductase activity; iron ion binding. Gene Ontology annotation, biological process: lipid biosynthetic process. The record is from RefSeq and is a predicted model, not a curated record. NCBI's taxonomy places the organism in Eukaryota, Metazoa, Chordata, Actinopteri, Cypriniformes, Cobitidae.
AGAAACUGCUCGCGCCGUGAGGAAGUGAGCUGCUAUUGGCUGCGCCGCGCGUUGCGUAUCAAAUGAUUUCUGCAGUGCGUGCUGCACUGGACCCUCUACCUAAGUUUUACCUUGUUGUUAUUUCUUUCUCUGCAGUGUCUUUGACAACACCUUGACAGGGUCAGGAUGGACCUUGUGCUGAAUGUUGCGGAUUAUUACUUCUUCACUCCAUAUGUGUAUCCAUCAUCAUGGGCUGAGGAUGAACCUCUGCGCCAGAUCAUCGGUUUAAUGGUGGUCACCAACCUGGGUGCUGCAAUCCUGUAUCUUGGCCUGGGUGCUUUAAGCUACUUUUUUGUUUUUGACCACAAAUUAAAGCAACACCCUCAGUUUUUGGAGAACCAGGUGCAACGAGAAAUAAAGUAUGCGUUGUGGUCUUUACCCUGGAUUAGUAUUCCUACAGUGGCGUUGUUUUUUGCCGAGGUCAGAGGUUACAGCAAACUGUACGACAGUGUUCACGAGUCGCCGCUUGGUUGGUCAGGGCUGAUUUUCAGCAUGCUGUCCUUCCUGUUUUUUACUGACAUGUGUAUUUACUGGAUUCACAGAUUUCUUCACCACAAGUUGAUAUAUAAGUAUUUUCACAAACCGCACCACAUUUGGAAGAUUCCGAGCCCGUUUGCCAGCCACGCUUUCCAUCCUGUUGAUGGAUUUCUUCAAGGCCUCCCGUACCACAUCUACCCAUUUUUCUUUCCUCUACACAAGGUUCUGUACUUAGUCCUGUAUGUGUUUGUCAAUGUGUGGACCAUUUCCAUUCAUGAUGGCGACUACCGUGUGCCCAAUCUGUUGGAACCGGUCAUUAACGGUUCAGCUCACCACACAGACCACCACCUCUUCUUUGACUACAACUACGGGCAGUACUUUACUCUGUGGGACCGCAUCGGAGGCUCAUACCGUUACCCUUCUCCGCUGAUGGGAAAAGGGCCACAUGACUUUAUCAAGAAGUUAAUGGCAGAAGGAAAGCUGAACUCAAAUGGCAUUAAUGGACAUAAUAGUAAAAACAACUCUCGUGUCAAGAAAGAGUAGGUGGGCAUGUAAAAGCAUCUUGAAUGAGUUCAAGGUAAGAGAUUUACUCUUAAAAAAUAUUCCUCUGUGAAAGGGAUUGGGUAAUUCAAGGCUUCUUUCUAUAAGGACUCGUCAUUUAAAUAAUCAGUUGUCCAUAAAAGAUGUUUACUCCUGCCAAAAAAAUAGAAACUAUAGAAAGUAUCUAUCAUUGCCAAAUAGAAACAUAACCCUUUGUGUUGUGUUGCCCUGGGAUUCUUUUGAUUUUAUGUAACUUAAUAUGAAUUAAUGUACUAUUAUAUUUAAAUUAAUCAUGGCUUAUAUCAAGAAGACAUCUAUAAUUUUGCUGUCAAAAACAUUUAACUAAUUCAUGAGGAGUGACAGGACUCUAACUUCAGUACAUCUCAGCUCACCUUUGUGAUAACACAAUGCACAUUUCAAAGUUUAAUACAGUGAGUCUUUUAAUAGCUAUGUUUGUCAAUGAACAGAUCACUGUUUUAAAGACCUGUAAGCAGAAAUAAAAUAUAUGGUUUUGCUGAUCACAGUUGUCUAGUUUAAAAAAAGGAACUGUAAUCUGUGGUAUAUUUUUGAAUUGAUAACAUGCUCUGUACAAAUAAAAACAUUAUAUAUAUAUAUA